Molecule: messenger RNA, 1806 nt
Organism: Saccharomycodes ludwigii
Lineage: Eukaryota; Fungi; Ascomycota; Saccharomycetes; Saccharomycodales; Saccharomycodaceae
Gene: RRT12
Product: Rrt12p
Exons: 1
Coding region: 1-1806 (601 amino acids)
Biological process (GO): proteolysis
Molecular function (GO): serine-type endopeptidase activity
Source: RefSeq, a predicted model, not a curated record
AUGAAAUUCAACAACCUUGUAGUACUUGCCUUUUUUUUAUUAAUUUUCAAUAUUGUGGAGGGCUUCGAGGUUUUAGUUCGUUUAAAGAAACCCGACACCUUAAAUAAAUUAUUAGCUUCCGUUAAUGAAGAUUUAUCCCUUUCUACGAAUAAGAAAUCUUCUGCAGCAAUCGCCUAUGCCAAGGACUUACAAGAUAGCUUAAGUAAAAUAAAACAAAAAUUCUCGUUUGGAAAAUUCGAAGCCUUUUCAGUAGAUUUAUCUAAAGAUUUAAUCAGUAGACUAAAAAAAAACCCAUUGAUUGCGGAUAUUGUAUUUAAUGAAAAGUUUCAAGCAUUUCGAGAUGACAAUAACUAUAAAUACUCUUUAAAUACAGGCACAGCUGAAAAGGAUAUUGAUUCUGAUAACGAGUCUUCUAUUACAAACAGCGACGAUUAUUCUGACUUUGAUACUAAUUAUAUUGAUGAUGAUGAAAAAUAUGAUAAUAAUGAAGAAGAAGAAGAAGAAGAAGGACAAGAAGAUAAUGAAAGUGGUGAUGAUGAAGAUUAUGACGAUGAUGAUGGUGAUGAUGCUGAUGAUGAUGAUGACGAAGACGAAGAUGACACCGAAAUUAUCCAAAUUCAGAAUAAUGCACCUAGACAUUUAGUCAGACUUUCCAGAAGAGAAAAAAUUCCACCCUCAAGAAAAUUAACUGGGUCCGAUGAUUCAAAACAGCACAUUUCAUUUAUAAAGACAGAGCGAGGGGAAGAAGAAGAAGAAGAAGGAGAAGAAGGAGAAGAAGAAGAAGAAGGAAUCGAACCCUCCAAAAGUCACUAUGAUUAUUAUUAUAAUUCAAAAUUUCAGGGUGAAUCUGUUUCUGCUUAUAUAUUGGAUACAGGUAUCAAAGCUGACCACCCAGAAUUCGAAAAUAGAGUUAUACAUGGUGCCGAUUUUACAAGGGAAGGUCCUGGGGAUAACAACGGCCAUGGGACACAUGUUGCUGGUAUAGUCGGGUCCAACAAAUAUGGCGUUGCCAAAAAAGUGGAACUAAUUGAAAUUAAAGUCUUAAACAAGGAUGGACAAGGCGAUUUAACUUCAGUUAUAAGUGGGUUGGAAUAUGCCGUACAACACAGGAAAAACAAUGGCGAUAAGAAGUUGGCUGUUGCUAACUUAAGCUUAGGAUCGUUGAGAAAUUCAGUUCUUAAUGAAGCGGUUAAAGCUGCUGUUGAUUCAGGACUAAUAGUUGUUGUUGCUGCAGGUAAUGCCAAUACAAAUGCAUGUUGGAAUAGCCCAGCUUCUGAACCAAGCGCAAUUACUGUUGGGGCAAUGGAUGAUAAAUUGGAUGCUAUUGCGAAAUUUUCUAAUUGGGGUGAAUGUGUUGAUAUUUUUGCUAGUGGCGUUCAGGUUAAAUCAUUGAGUCAUGUUAACGAUGAAAUCAGUGUCGCUUAUUCAGGUACAUCUAUGGCUGCACCAAGCGUUGCCGGCUUGGUUGCGAUUUUACUAGAUAAAUAUCAAUCUAGUGCUGGUAUCAAGGAAAAAUUAAUUGAAUUAUCAACGAAACAUUUUAUGAAAAGAAGAACCUUAAUUUUUAAACCAAGAACUCCAAAUAGAUUAGCAUUUAACGGCAUAUAUAGCGAACAAUAUGAUGGCGAUUCCUUAGAAAAAAUUGUGGAACUGAAUGAUAAUGAUGACAGCACUUUUAAUAUAAAAUCUUUGAAUUUCAUGGGUAGUCAACAUGAUGUUGAUGUUCCAAUUAGCGACACCUUAAUUUUAUCUCGUAGAAGUAUGUGGAAAGAACCAUCGUUUAUGGAGUUACAACAAAUGAUAUAA